Labeo rohita (rohu) is the source of this 1671-nucleotide messenger RNA. It is a transcript of the gene arf3a, whose product is annotated as ADP-ribosylation factor 3a. Gene Ontology annotation, cellular component: cytoplasm; plasma membrane. The coding region runs from base 66 to 611 and encodes 181 amino acids. NCBI's taxonomy places the organism in Eukaryota, Metazoa, Chordata, Actinopteri, Cypriniformes, Cyprinidae. Gene Ontology annotation, molecular function: GTPase activity; GTP binding. The record is from RefSeq and is a predicted model, not a curated record. Gene Ontology annotation, biological process: intracellular protein transport; vesicle-mediated transport. The transcript is spliced from 5 exons.
AUCGCGAGAGCGGAGUGACUUGCGUGAAAUUAUCCGGUGUUGGUCUCUGAGGCUAACCAGCUAUCAUGGGGAACAUUUUUGGCAACCUUUUGAAGAGCCUCAUUGGGAAAAAAGAGAUGCGGAUUUUGAUGGUCGGGCUGGAUGCAGCUGGGAAGACCACAAUCUUGUACAAACUGAAGCUGGGAGAGAUAGUGACUACCAUUCCCACUAUUGGUUUUAAUGUGGAGACUGUUGAGUACAAAAAUAUCAGUUUUACAGUGUGGGAUGUUGGCGGCCAGGACAAAAUCCGACCUCUGUGGCGUCACUACUUCCAGAACACACAAGGUCUGAUCUUUGUGGUGGACAGCAAUGACCGUGAGCGAGUGAAUGAAGCAAGAGAAGAGCUGAUGAGAAUGCUGGCUGAGGAUGAACUGAGAGACGCUGUACUCCUUGUCUUUGCCAACAAGCAGGAUCUGCCAAAUGCCAUGAAUGCUGCAGAAAUCACAGAUAAGCUGGGUCUCCAUUCCCUGCGCCAUCGUAACUGGUACAUCCAGGCCACUUGUGCCACCAGCGGAGAUGGUUUAUAUGAGGGCCUGGACUGGCUGGCCAACCAGCUCAAGAACAAGAAAUGAGGAUCCGAGAGCAACCGGUGUGGGCGAGGAGUCACCCUAGUGGCAGCUCAUCAGGGAGCACCAGUAGUUUUUUCAUUCUGUUUACAAGCUGAGACCAACAGGAGCCGGGUCAUUUCAGACAGCGUAACCCCUCGCUAUGUCCCACCUAACAGAUCCGUGAGAUGAUUGGGGCACCCAUGAUUCAUAUUCAUAAUAACUAGUGAAAACAGAAAUGUUCACAUGUGAUUCAAACAUCUCAGUUUCUCGUGUCUCUACACUGUAAAUGUCUAAAAAACACGACGGGAGUGAAUGAAAAGCUUUUACUUAUAUACUGUGGGAGUAAUUCUUAAAUGCAGGUCAUUUAAACUAUAUUAACUGCACUGAUAGAUGAGAAACCUGUUGAUUCAGUUUCCCGAAAUAUUUCAGUAAAAUCAAGUGAAAUGUUAUUGCGAAAACAACGAAGAAACAUGUUGUGUUUUUUGCUACAGUGGUGUUGUUUUGCUACUGAAAAUUAAAUAUGCAUUGUGAUUUAUUAUUAGCAUAUCAGCCAGACUUCACGACUGUCAAUGAUGAUGCUCUUAUUGCAUGUAUUCACACAAUAACCAGUGUCUCUGCACAGGUUGCUGAGCAAGCUUUGGUUAGUGCUUUAUGUAAAUAGAUAGAGGAUCUCUUGUCUUGGCAUGCACGUUUCGCAGCGAUUAAAUAGCACAUUGUUCUGUGUACGAGAACCGUUUCUUAUUGUUCACUACCCAAGCUGCUGUUUUGUUGUGUAGCUAAAUGCGUUUGUUUCACACACUGUAUCCGCUGCUCUUGCAUGCUGUUUGUCUGUGUCGUGCCGUGUAGACGUGCUCAUUGACUGUGUCAUUGCAUUCGUGCUAUUGACUUUUUGCUAGUGUUGCUUGGGCUGAUCUGAGCUGAACAAGAGAUUUCUAUAUAGCCCUGUGACUGGAAAGUGUGUCGAAGCGAAUUUAUGGUAGACGCAGGUACUAAUAGACUAAAUAUUUAUGGCUGUGUGUGUACGCUCUUGAAUGACUAAGUGUGUUGAUAUAUUACACGCUUAAUAAAGUAUGCACUUAGAUAA